AUGUCAAAAAGUACAAAACCGCUUGAAAAAAAUAUACCUCCCCAGAAGGGAAAAAAAAGAGAACUUGAUGUAGAAGAAAUUGAACCUGUUUUGGAUUCCAGGGAAUCUUCUAAAUUAGAUGAACUAGAUU
Funneliformis geosporum is the source of this 130-nucleotide messenger RNA. The record is from the annotation of a GenBank genome assembly. NCBI's taxonomy places the organism in Eukaryota, Fungi, Glomeromycota, Glomeromycetes, Glomerales, Glomeraceae.